Molecule: messenger RNA, 999 nt
Organism: Nerophis ophidion (straightnose pipefish)
Lineage: Eukaryota; Metazoa; Chordata; Actinopteri; Syngnathiformes; Syngnathidae
Product: ryanodine receptor 2-like
Exons: 10
Coding region: 1-999 (332 amino acids)
Biological process (GO): calcium ion transport
Cellular component (GO): smooth endoplasmic reticulum; sarcolemma; calcium channel complex
Molecular function (GO): ryanodine-sensitive calcium-release channel activity
Source: RefSeq, a predicted model, not a curated record
AUGGCUGAAAGGUUGGCUGAAAAGGACCACAAUUCCUGGGCUCAGAGGAAGAAGCUGGAAGGCUCAAAAAUGGAUGGCAAGGACGCGGAUGUCGAUUUCCCAGCCAGCGCCAAGUGUUUUGGUGCCACUCUCCUCCUGCGCCUGCUGUCUUCCACCGAAGAGGCCCAGGAACACAUGUUGGAACUGGAGGUGAUGCAAGCCAGAGGACAGACUUCCAAAGGAGAGGCAGCGUCACACCAGCAACCUGUCCACUUUUUCCUGAAGGUGGUCCUUCCUCUUUUGGAAGAAUAUGUGAGAAGCCAGCGACUUUAUUUCCUGUCGGUGUCCCUCUACUCCGACACCAGGGGAAGCAGUGCCUCCAAAAAGGAGAAGGAAAUGAUUGUAAGCCUCUUUUGUAAGAUUCCAGCUCUCAUUGGAAACGAAAGCUCAGUGGUCACAAACUGCCUCCAGGUGUUGGCCCGAGCGUUGGAUGCCAGGUCCAGUUGGCAGCAGGAGAGAAGUCCUGAUGCUGAGCAGAUGUUCAGGUCUUUACCUUCUGGGCCAAGUCUCACGUCAGGCUUUUCUCUUGUCACUCUCAAAGUGGGCGGACCUUCAGGACUCAUGCGUGUUUUCCUCACACUGCAGAAUUUCAAGUGGGAGGAGCAGAACUAUGUGGUCCAAAACCACAUCAACAAUUUGGCUUUCUUGUCAAAGCUGGACUACGAUGAGAGGGCGAUGAAGAAGAAGGGCGAUCGUUAUUCGGUGCACACCUCCCUCAUCAUGGCGUGCGUGAAAAGGCUCCUCCCAGUGGGACUCCGGCUUUGUUUACCCGGCGACUGGAGCCUCGUCUCGUUGGCUAAAAGUGGUUUUGCUCAGAACCGUGGCUUUGCAGUGGUGGCACCACUCAUGCAUCCCCGAACCGGCUCUUUAGGCUCUGCAGGCGACAUUAGCGGCGUGUUGACUCAUUUCCAGUGGACAGUGAGUCUGCAGGAGUUGUACACUGACUACUCUAAGAAAUAG